Engraulis encrasicolus (European anchovy) is the source of this 9425-nucleotide messenger RNA. Its product is annotated as A disintegrin and metalloproteinase with thrombospondin motifs 20. Gene Ontology annotation, cellular component: extracellular matrix. The record is from RefSeq and is a predicted model, not a curated record. The transcript is spliced from 39 exons. Gene Ontology annotation, biological process: extracellular matrix organization; proteolysis. Bases 326 to 6127 code for a protein of 1933 amino acids. Lineage: Eukaryota; Metazoa; Chordata; Actinopteri; Clupeiformes; Engraulidae. Gene Ontology annotation, molecular function: zinc ion binding; metalloendopeptidase activity.
CGGAGGUGGGGGUAAGGGGUGUCCUAUAGAUGGCCAAAGAAAAGUUUACUUGGCACCGAUCCCUCUCUUGCGUAGACGCAGCGCGCAUAGGCAACAUUUCUUUGGAAUGUAUUGUAAAUAGUAGGCCUACGCGUUCACAGGGGACAGUUUCAUGCACGCGUAGCAAUGCGAUGAGGCCAGUGCACUUUGCAAGAGUAGUGGUGCAGAGUGCCUUCGCAGAUCUUACGACCUGCUGCUGCUGACAAGCCGGGGAAAGGAGGAGGAGAACCGCUUCAGAAGGUACUUCUGCGGAGCGAGAGCCGGGGCUUUCUUCGCUUAGGAAAUCAUGCAGUUUGCAAUCUGGCUGGUUGGACUAAUGUGUCAACUAUCAGCACUCGUCCGGAAUUCUCGAACGUACCAGUUGCAUCCUAAGCAAGAAAGUUUCAUCAAACAGCUGUCAUCUUAUGAAAUAGUCACCCCACUCCGCGUGAACGAUUUUGGAGAGUCUUUCCCUCACAAACUGCACUACAAACGGAAGCGCAGAAGUGCCGACGAGGACUUGAGUUUGAGGGCUCAUUAUAGAAUAGACGCCUUUGGACAGCAGUUCCAUCUCAACCUAUCGGCCGAUUCGGGAUUUAUUGCUCCCUCGUACACAGUGACACAUUUGGGAUUGGAGCACAGCAAUGACACCAGCGCGGAUCUCAGUGACGAUAUGCGCCACUGCUUCUUCAAAGGACAUGUCAACUCCAAAACGGAAUUCCAAGCAGUCUUCAGUCUAUGCACUGGCCUUAUUGGAACGUUUAUGACCCACCAUGGGGAGUACUUCUUAGAGCCUCUGAUGCAAGCAGAUGGAGAGGGGCACGAGGAGGAGCACAAUAAGCCCCAUCUAGUGUACAGGCACGACAGGACCAAGAAGAGCGCAUCGUCAUCGUCAUCGUCAUCGGGAGCCAACCCUGACCCCAAACCCUGCGCAGCCUCAGAAGACCACCGCAGUCAUCACAUAUCCCUGCAGGGUGACCGGAGCAUGGGGCAGGAGGUGAACUCCUUACGGGAAACAGUGUCUCUCCAUCAGGCCCCCUCCUCCUCCUCCUCUUCCUCCUCCUCCAACUCCUCUUCCUCCUCCUUCUCCUCCUCCUCAUUACACACCAAUGGAAGUCAAGCGCUCCCCCACUCCCGGCAGAAGCGCUUCCUGUCCUACCCGCGCUUUGUGGAGCUGAUGGUGACGGCGGAUGUGAAAAUGGUGCGUCACCACGGCCGGAACCUGGAGCACUACAUCCUAACAAUCAUGUCAGUAGUGGCCGCCAUCUACCGGGAGCCCAGCGUGGGGAACCUCAUCAACAUCCUGGUGGUCAAGCUCAUCGUGCUGCACAGCGAACAUGAGGGUCCGUCCAUCAACUUCAACGCGGCCAACACCCUGCACGCCUUCUGCGUGUGGCAGCAGGGACAGAAUGUGCCGGAUGACAACCACCCGUCACACCACGACACCGCGCUGCUCAUAACCCGGGAGGACAUAUGCCGAGCCAAGGACAAGUGUGAUACACUGGGGCUGGCUGAGCUGGGCACCAUGUGUGACCCGUAUCGGAGCUGCUCCAUCAGUGAGGAGAACGGCCUCAGUGCCUCCUUCACCAUCGCGCACGAGCUGGGCCAUGUCUUCAACAUGCCCCACGACGACUACCCAAAAUGCAUGGAGUCCGGCAUGAAGAGCCAGUACCACGUCAUGGCACCCGUGCUGAACUACGACACCAGCCCCUGGACCUGGUCCAAGUGCAGCCGAAAAUACAUCACUGAGUUCCUGGACACUGGAUACGGGGAGUGUCUGCUGGACGAGCCUGUUGGCAGGACGUACAACCUCCCCACCCAGCUCCCGGGCCAGCUCUACGAUGCCAACCGGCAGUGUGAACUCAUGUUUGGCCCCGGAUCUAGAGUUUGCCCCUUCAUGAAACCAUGCAAGCGGUUGUGGUGCACAAGUGCCGAGGGGGACCAUAAAGGAUGCCGAACACAACACAUGCCCCUGGCUGAUGGCACUGAAUGUGGACAUGGAAUGCACUGCAGACAUGGGAUGUGUGUGAAUCGUGAGCUGGACAUCAGGCCCAUUGACGGGGAAUGGGGCCCCUGGGGGCCGUACAGCGUGUGUUCCAGGACCUGUGGAGGGGGCACCAAGAGCACGGCCAGAGACUGCAACAGCCCAGAGCCCCGGAACGGCGGGAAGUUUUGCGUUGGGAGGCGGAUGAAGUUCCGCUCAUGCAACACGGAACCGUGUCCGCGUGGUCGGAAGGACUUCCGCGAGGAGCAGUGCUCCCACUUCGACGGCCGACACUUCAACAUGAACGGCCUGCCUCCCACCGUCCGCUGGCUCCCCAAGUACAGUGGCAUUCUAAUGAAGGAUCGUUGCAAGCUGUUUUGCCGUGUGGCGGGGUCGACAGCAUAUUAUCAGCUGAAAGACAGAGUCAUUGAUGGGACACCUUGUGGGCCCGAAACCUACGACAUCUGCGUCCAAGGACUCUGCCGGCAAGCUGGAUGUGACCAUAUCCUCAACUCAAAGGCUAGGCGCGAUAAGUGUGGCGUGUGUGGAGGGGACAACUCCUCCUGCAAAACUCUGGCCGGCACUUUCAACAACGCUCAGUAUGGUUAUAAUGUGGUGGUGCGCAUUCCUGCCGGGGCGACCAACAUCGACAUAAAGCAGGUCAGCUUCUCGGGGACGCCGGAAGACAACAACUACCUCGCGCUCUCGGACACGUCCAAAUUCAUCCUGAACGGGAACUUUGUGGUGGCCAUGUUCAAGAAGGAGGUGUCCUUCAAGGGCACGGCUAUCGAGUACAGCGGCUCCAACACCACGGUGGAGCGCAUCAACUGCACUGAGCGCAUUGAGGAGGAGCUGAUCUUGCAGGUGCUGUGUGUGGGGGACCUGUACAACCCUGAUGUGCGCUACUCCUUCAACAUCCCCAUCGAGGAGCAUCGCGAAGUCUUUGUCUGGGACCCCUCCGGAUCCUGGCAGGAGUGCAACGCCAUGUGUCAAGGUGAACGGAGAAGGAAAGCGGUGUGUGUACGGAAGAGCGAUCGCCUCGUAGUAUCGGAACAACGCUGUGAACAUCUGUCCAGGCCAGGCAGCUUAACUGAGCCCUGCAAUACACACUGUGAACUCAGGUGGCACGUGGCUGGGAGGAGUGAAUGCUCCACCAAGUGCGGGCCGGGCUACCGUACGCUGGACGUGCAGUGCAUGCGCUACAGCCUGGCCAAGAGGCAGAGCGACCGCGUGGAGAGCCGGGCCUGCUCCGACCUCCCCAAGCCCCAGACCCGGGAGACCUGCCACGGGGACUGCCUGCUCAAGAGCUGGCAGUACAGCGCCUGGUCCGCGUGCUCCAAGAGCUGUGGGCGGGGCGCGCGGUCGCGAGAGGCCUACUGCAUGAACAACCUGGGCCGCAGGCUGGUGGACCGCGACUGCAGCGAGCACCAGCGCAUGGUGACCGAGACCUGCAAUGACAUGCCCUGCCCUGGGUGGGGCACCACUGAGUGGAGCGAGUGCAUGGUGACGUGUGGUAAGGGCCACAGGCAUCGGCAGGUGUACUGCGUCCUGCGGGAGGAGAAGCUGAGCGAGCAGCACUGUGACACCGCUGCUAAGCCCUCCCCCAUCGGCAGCUGCGAGAGGCCCGAAUGUGCCUCCUGGCAAGUGGGAGUCUGGAGCGCCUGUGGCGUGACAUGUGGCCAUGGUUACCAGAUGAGGGCGGUGCGCUGUGUGUCCGGCCCGUAUGGCAGCACUGUGGACGACCGCGAGUGCAACGCAGCUGCACGGCCGAGAGACAAUCAGGAGUGUGAGUUGCCAUCGUGUCCUCGGUCGGCCCCAGUCCUCAGCACCGCACGGCCUGCAGCCCCUGGCCAGUUCCUCACGCAGUGGAGAUACGGCUCAUGGGCCACGUGCUCGGUGUCGUGUGGGAAAGGCAAGCGUGCCCGCUAUGUGAGCUGCAGGGAUUCCCAGGGGGGUGUGGCUGAUGAGUCGUACUGCGCCCACCUGCCCCGCCCCCCAGAGACCUCCCCCUGCUUCAGCCCCUGUGGAGAGUGGAGGGCCGGAGAGUGGUCAGCGUGCUCGGCGUCGUGCGGGGUGGGCCACUCCACGCGACAGGUGGUGUGCAGCAACUACCACCAGCAGGUGGACGAGUCCUUCUGCCACCCGGACGAGAGGCCCAGCACGGAGCAGGAGUGCGCCGCCACCCCCUGCCCCUCCGUCUACCACCCGCGCUCCAACAACCCCCCUUACUCGCCCCACGACCCCAACUACCACCCCGGCCACAGCACCUGGAACGUGCCCUCCGCCGCCAACCAGUGGAGGACCGGACCAUGGGGAGCGUGCUCCAGCACGUGUGAGGGUGGGUUCCAGCGGCGGGUGGUGGUGUGCCAGGACGCGGAGGGGCGCAGCACCAACUACUGUGACGAGCGGGUGAAGCCGGACGAGGCCAAGAGGUGCGACUCAGGACCCUGCCCGCUCUGGAACUACGGCAUCUGGGGCGAGUGCACGCAGACGUGCGGAGGCGGCACGCGUACGCGCCUGGUGGUGUGCCAGCGGCCUAGCGGGCAGCGGUUGAACGACCACAACUGCGACGUGCUGGACAAGCCGCCCGACGUGGAGCCCUGCAACCUGCACCCCUGUCCCGGCAGCGCUUCCUGGCACAGGCGACCGUGGAAGCCGUGUUCUGUGACCUGCGGCAGGGGGACCAAGCAGAGAGAGGUUUUCUGUAUGCAGCAGCAGAACCUCACCCAAGUGGAGGACGAGCAGUGCACUCAUCUGACAAGGCCCAGGACACAGAAGACUUGCAGGGCUGGGACAUGCCCCAGCUGGAAAGCCAACAGGUGGAAUGAGUGUUCUGUCACUUGCGGAAUCGGAGCGCAGAGCAGAGAGGUGUACUGCCGCCUCAAGGGCUCCGGCCGGGUCUCUGAGGAGUUGUGUGAUGCCCGCGUGAGACCCGCCACCACCCAGCCCUGCCUGGCACCAGACUGCCACCACUACAUGUGGGCCGCCGAGGAGUGGCACAGUUGCAAUGUGACGUGUGGUGAGGGGGUGAGCAGCAGGAACGUCCUGUGUGUGGACACCAGGAUGAACGCCGUCCCCAGCAACAUGUGUGACCCCGUCACCAUGCCCCACUUACACCAGCCCUGCCACCAGCCCAGCUGCCAGUUCAUGUGGAUGACUGGAGCGUGGACUCAGUGCUCGGUCAGCUGUGGCAUAGGGUAUCAGGAGAGGAUGGUGUCCUGUUCCGCGGUGCGCUCCCCGGCCAAUCCCCACCCCUACACUGCCCAGGCCCUCUCUGCCUUCUCCUACGCCCUGUGCCCGAGCCCCCGCCCGCUGGACAUGCAGCAGUGCCACCUCGCAGAGUGCCCGUCCGCCAGCUCCUGGAAAGUUGGCCCAUGGAGCAAGUGUUCUCAGACGUGUGGUGCAGGCGUGAUGGAGAGGCGAGUGGAAUGCCUGACCUCUAAGCACCUCCCCUCCAAAGCCUGCCACCUAGCAGAGAGGCCCGAGGCCAGAGCAGCCUGCCGCCUCACAGAAUGUGAGGUGUUCUCCACCUGCAGAGAGGUGCAGAUGAGGGAGGGGAGACGAGAAGAUGGAGAACACUUCCUCAAGGUCAAAUCCAGGAUCAUGCAGAUCUACUGCGCUGAAAUGCAUACUGGUUUCCCCAAGGAGUACGUCACCCUGCGCAGCACCCAGACAGAUAACUUCUCGGAGGUUUACGCCUACAGGCUCCAGAACCCGUUUGAGUGUCCGUUCAACGGCAGCAGGAGGCAGGACUGCCAGUGUCGCAACGACUACGCAGCAGCCGGGUACACCCUCUUCAGCCGGGUACGCCUGGACAUCAGCUCCAUGAGGAUCAUCACCACAGACCUGCAGUUCAGCCAGACGGUGCUGGGUAGGCCGGUACCCUUCGCCACGGCGGGGGAUUGCUACAGCGCAGCCAAAUGUCCUCAGGGCCAGUUUAGUAUCAACCUCUCUGGAACCGGACUGAAGGUUGCCGAGACAACCAAAUGGGUAUCCCAGGGCAACUAUGUCACAGUGAAGGUGCACAGGUCCGAGGAUGGCACCAGAAUCUACGGCCGCUGUGGUGGCUUCUGUGGGAAGUGCAUCCCCCACCCACACUCUGGCCUCCUCGUCCAAGUCCAGUGAGGGUUCAAAGUGUACAUCGAUGCCUGUACCACUCCCAUGUACGUCCAGACCAGAGGUGUCUGAAACGAAGACACCACCACUCCUCAAGGUUCUCUAGAGGUUCGGAGGACCUAGCUUAGUCCAACUGACAGACUUGAAAGACACCGCCCCCCCAAACCCCACCAUCCCCCACGUCACCGUCCUUUCUCCUCCCAUCCACUUCCUCUCCUCCUCCGCCUUCCACUCCUCCCGGCAGCUGUGGUACUGUGAGAAGCCUGGGGACCCGUGAGUCACGAUAGCUAUGCCUGCCUCCUGUCCUGCCUCCCCCAUCCCAUCCUCCCCCUCAUCUCCUCAAGCAUCUCCGGUGCACUCUGAAGACGGGCCAACUUCCCCCUCCUUCGCCCACCGUCCGUCUAAUGUGUCUAAUGGCUACCAAAUGCAUCUGUGUGUGUGUGUCAGAGAGUUAUGAGAAGCAGGCCAGGCCAGCCAGUGCUGAAUGACAGCAAUCUCCCUCCCUGUGUCUCCACCACCCGCCACCCACCACCCAGCCUCUCUGGUUUCACCUGUUGGGCUGUGUGAACGUGUCCUCGUGUGGAAGUGGCGGGUUGGAGUGCUGGUGGAUCACGACUCGGUACUGUAUCUUAAAAGUGUCCCGCGCCACGUUAAGACGUCUGAUUUCUUGCCUUCUUCGGUUUCUGUUGGUGACGCGAUGGGGAUACCAGAUACUAGAGAGAGACCUUUUGUAGCAGUUUUUCCUAUUAAAAAAAUAGACACCAAACCAAGUACAGAAUGUCUUCAGAACUGGAGUAUACAUAGUACCCACCAUAGGGUUCCAUAUUUUGAAUGGGGAAGUCAUCAUCAGUGUCAUAUGGGCGCAUUUCCUGAGGCAGUACCAAUGGAAUAGCAGCUUAAGUCAAAUAUACUGUAAUGGGAAUUAUAACAAACCCCCUGCUAGGGAUAUUUGGUAAAAGCCUGUCCUUUGUGUGGGGCACUGACUCUUUCACGGUGUCUGUGAAAGCUCGUCUCUGUCUCUUUACCUGCUGACGAUAUUGGUCAGAUUUCUGACUGUAAAGGUCUUGAAAUAUAGUUAUUCAAAAAUGAGUAUAGCGAUGAACUCAAAAAUAUAGAGUAUAUAUUUACAGUACAGUACAUAACUGGAGGAACCAAGAUUGUUAUUCCUCGAGGACUAAGCUAGCCAGCACUGGCUCCGUAGCCUAACUGGGUUCAGAGGAUUUCAAAUGCAUUUGUGUGCUACAGUCUGUCAGUCUACAGUUACUGCAAUCGUUGCCUGUGUAUUUGUUAAAACCAGUGUGUCUCCUCCUAACCACUUUACAGACUUGCCUUACCUCCAAGGUGAAAUGUCCUGAGCCUGACCUGAGGUUGUUUGUGUGUGUUUUGUUUCUUUGUUUCUUUGUUUCUUUGUUUAUCACUGGUCAACGGUCACGGGAGUUCACAGAGGGUCUCUCUGAGAAAAACAGGCUGAUCAUCCAGCUAAGUUGAUUUGUGUGAUAACAUGUUUAAGCAUUUUUUUUUUCAGAGAGAAGCUCUGUUGGGACUGUAAUACAAAACAUGUGCUCUGGAAAAAGACAACCUAAAAUCGUUAAAAUGUGCAUAUUAGCAAGGUGCUAUUUGAAAACGGACCCAUCAACUGAUAAUCAGUUAAAAAAUAAAAAAAAUCCGUCCCUCACAAUUCUUUGGAAAAUAAUAGACUGGUUUGCACUGCUUUGAUGAAACACUACACCUGAGAGUUGCAUUUUACAGACAGACAUAGAAGGAAAGCUGAAGUGAAUCCAGAUUUUACACCAGACUAUUUUUCCAGAGUACAUCUGAUGUGAAACCUGCUGCCAGGUGCAAGCUACCCUACCUCUCAAAACAAUGGAUGUCCAUGAAAUGUAUUUUAUUGUAUUGUAUUGUAUUGUAUUGUAUUGUCAACUAUUUAUGUUUGAACAUAUUUAUUCUGUAAUUAUAUGUAGAUAUAUUCAAUGUUCACAGUGAUACGACUACUACUAAUAGGCUCUUGUGUGAUACAGGAACUGCAUUACUGUAUAUUGUGUAGUUUGUUGUUGUUAUUAUUGUUGUUGUGUUUUAAACAAGUAACCUGCAAUGGAAUUGUACAUGGUGCUCUUUACCUUAACUACUGAAAUUACCUCACAUCUAGAGGGAAGGUACUCACAUGGGAUUGGGAAUUCAGCUGUAGCAGAGCCAACAGAGGGGUUUUUUUACUGACUGGGUUUGACAUUUGGACUCUUCAUAAUUACAGGCCUGCUUUAUGUCGUGGAUGCUUUCCCGUGCACGUAAGACUCCUCCCCCAUACAUCAGCCACAAGGUUGCCAGAUUCAAUGAGAACCGCACUCCAUGGGUAGGCAAAAAAAAAGACAAGCGAGGGAGAGAGAGGAAGGCGGGAGGGAGGGGGUUAGGCAAUCUUUGCUUGAAGGUGCUGAAAAGCAUUGGGGUGGAUUGAGUUUCAACCUUUGUAAAGGGCGAAUCCACAUAAUGAAAACCACCCCCUACCCGCCAAACCACCGCACUCCCUGAGAAAUGCAGAACGCCUGUGCAUGGCUAGCGAGCAUGACAACAGAAAAAAGGCAUUAGUCUUUUCUUACUGAAUGUCCAAGGUUUGUGCAAGCAGAAUAUUAUUCUACAGCCUCAGACAAUCAACAUUACAGUGACUGCACUAAUCUUCAUCCAGCCAAUCCAUUGUGCUUUUGAGAGCACAUUAACUACUGAAAAUAUAAAACGAAACAUUUUGGCAGCACUACCUGGCUAAUAUAUGGGAAUUAUGCUUUAUCCAAAGUAUUGUAGUUUGCAGAAUAUAGGGUGCUUAUACAAGGAACUUGUAGAAACCGACCUGUUGAAACUCGCUGAGCAGCUAGAAACAUUUUGUCUAUCAUUAUAUUUUUGAUAGGCAAUUGAUCUAUAAGGUCUGUAUCAGAAAUGAAAAGAUUACUUGAUGCACUAUGUGCCAUAAAAUGUGUAGAAACUUUAAACAGUUUUUUUUUCCAUUAACAAAAGAUUUUGUAACUUUUGUGAAAAGUUUUUUUGUGUUUUGUUUUUUUUCUAUAUCCAUACUUGAAGUGCAAACAGUAUGUUUAAUCUAAAGAGGGCAUUGUGGCGGAAUGAUUAAAAGUGCAUGUUUGCCACAUAUAAUCCAAAGAUGACUAGAGAAUCUUAUUUACGUUUAUGUACAGUGUGUAGUCUUGAUUAAAUCAUUAUGGUGCUAUGGAUGAAAAAGAAUGAGAACAUGAACAUGUUUUAUAGGUCUUGCUGCUGUACUAACACUGAUUAUGGAAUAAGUAACAAUAAAAUAUUUUAGAGCUUU